CAGAAAAUUAAGGAAAUUAUGAACCAAAUUCUUGAAUCAUUUUCUCUUAACAAUUUCCCUACCAAGAAAAGAAAAGAAAUCAAAGAAAAGAAAAAGGUUAAUCGCCCUUUGGGAAAAUCAUGAUUUCCUCUUGCCAUUGAUUCUCUUUAUGAAAACCAGGAUAAAUGCUUGGUGAAUUGCAUCAUAUAGAACAGCUGCAUUGGCCACCAAAACAAUAAUAUGGACAUUUCUAAAGGAAGCACUCCAAAUAAUCACAUGAGCGGCAUUACUAUAACACCCUGCGGGGUAAUUUUGUCCAUUCUUAUACCGGUGUUGCUUUCACUGGCACUAGAGGAGAGGAGAAAGACAAAGAAGAGAGGAGUUCCCGUGAAAGCCGGGGGCGAAAUGGGAAUUACAAUGCGCAAUGCCGAAUUUCCAAGAUUGGUUGAAGUUCCAUGUGAAGGGGUGAGGACUGUGGCAGAUCUCUUCGCGCAGUCGUGUCGAAACCACUCACAAGAACGUUGUCUUGGAAGAAGGCGACGGUUUGAGAAUCUUCGCUUGGAUGAUGAGUACAUGUGGGAAAGUUACGGUCAAGUAUUUGACCGCGUUUCCCACUUUUCGUCUGGUCUUGUAAAAUUUGGUCACGAAGUGGACACUCGUGUUGCUAUCUUUUCUGAUGCACGUCCCGAGUGGCUGAUUGCCUUUCAGGGUUGUUUCAGACAAAACAUUACAGUAGUAACUGUUAAUGCUUUUUUAGGGGAUGAGGCUUUUGUGUACUCAUUAAAUGAGACUGAAGUGGCCACAUUGGUAUGUGAUACCAAACAACUAAAGAAGUUGUCUGCAAUGAGGUCAAGUUUGAAAACAAUCAAGAACGUCAUUUACUUCAACGAGGACGACAAUCAUGAUGAUGAUGGGACUAAAUGUGAUCUUCAAGCUUGUGGGGAUUUUGAGAACUGGAAAAUAUCUUCAUUUUCUGAAGUUGAAGGACUUGGUAAAAGUAGCAGCAUUCAUCCUAGGUUACCCAUCAAGAGUGAUAUUGCUGUGAUCAUGUACACCAGUGGCAGCACAACCUCACCUAAGGGAGUUAUGAUAACCCAUGGAAACAUUGUAGCAACUGCAGCGGCGGUCAUGAGUGUGGUCCCUGAUCUCGGACCCAAAGACGUGUACUUGGCCUACAUGUCUCAAGCACACGUCUUCGAACUAGCUGCUGAGACUGUGAUGUUGGCAGCAGGAGCUUCUAUUGGCUAUGGAUCGACACCAACACUAACCGACACAUCCAGUAACAUCAAGAAUGGAACCCGCGGCGACGCAACUGUGUUAAAGCCCACACUCAUGGCUGCAGUUCCUCCAGUUCUUGAUCACGUUAGAGAAGGAAUUAUACAACAGGUUGAGGAGAAGGGGGGCAACACUGAAACACUAUUUAACAUUGCGUAUAAGCGCAGGGUUGAAGCUUGGGAGGGAAGCUCGUUUGGAAUGUGGGACAGGCUCGAAACUCGACUCUGGGAUAGAAUAAUUUUUGAAAAGAUACAAAAAGUUCUCGGAGGACGAAUUCGCUUCAUGCUUUCUGGUGGAGCUCCUCUGUCUCAAGACACACAAAGGUUUAUCAACAUCUGCAUUGGAGCUCUUAUAUGCCAAGGAUAUGGCUUGACAGAAACAUUUGCCGGAGCAACUUUGUCCGACAUGGAUGAUACUUCAGUUGGUCACGUCGGACCGCCUCUCCCUUGCACCUACAUAAAGUUGGUGUCUUGGGAAGAGGGAGGGUACAGAAUAACAGAUAAACCGAUGCCACGGGGAGAAAUCGUAGUUGGUGGAGGGAGUGUCAGUGCCGGGUAUUUCAACAAUGAUCUUGAAACUAAUGAGGCCUACCAUGUUGAUGAGAGGGGAAUGCGGUGGUUCUACACCGGUGACAUUGGGAGGUUUCGCCGUAACGGGUGUCUUGAAAUUAUUGAUAGAAAGAAGGGUAUUAUAAAACUUCAGCAUGGUGAAUAUAUCUCACUUGGAAAGGUAGAGACAGUUCUAAGGGCAAGCAAAUAUGUAGACAACAUAUUGGUGCAUGCAGACCCCUUCCACAGCUAUUGUGUAGCUCUCAUUGUCCCUUCGCACCGAGUCCUUAUAGACUGGGCAGACGAUUAUGAGAUCCACUUUACAAGUUUCUCCGAUCUUUGCGACGAAAUCGAAGUUGUUAAGGAAAUCUUACAUUCACUACACGAGGUAGGCAAAGCAGCAGGAUUGGAGAGAUCAGAGAUCCCUGCAAGGAUCAAGCUGUUACCAGACCCAUGGACUCCUGAGUCUGGUUUGGUCACUGCAGCUCUUAAGUUGAAGAGGGAUAAAAUUAUGGCAUACUUUAAAGAUGAGAUUCAUAAAUUGUACACUUUGUGAACAAGCCAACAAUAUGCAUUUUCCCUUUUUCUUUCUUUUUUUUUUCUCUUGAUAUAUGAUUGAUUGUCUUCAUCAAGUUUCUGUUUGGCCCGAAAAUCAUAACGAUAAAUCAUACUCCUAAGUAAGUACUCAAUGAACAUGCACAAAUUAAACGAUUUUAAGUAAUGAAACAGAAUUGAGUUA
Molecule: messenger RNA, 2541 nt
Organism: Cuscuta campestris
Lineage: Eukaryota; Viridiplantae; Streptophyta; Magnoliopsida; Solanales; Convolvulaceae
Source: the annotation of a GenBank genome assembly